UCUGUUCCCACAUCGUCAGCCGCAUGUCUGCGCCAAAAAUGAAGAAAAGGUGGAUCAAUUCUUUGAAAUCAAGGGCAGAGAAGGAGAAAGAGAAUCAAAAGAAACUCAAGUCCCAGUUGCGGCCUUGCCUUAUUUGUAGAGAUGACAAACAUGUUACUGAAAAACGUGGUUCGGGCUUUUUAGUUGAAAGCCUGGAGGUUGGUAAAGGAAUUCCACCUCAUGAUUAUCUGGUAACAAGCGAAAAAGUGAUAACAGAGUUUGGUAAACUCAUGGAAAAUUAUGUCUUAAAAUUUCGAAAUCCAGUUAAAAGUUCGAAGAAGUUUACAGAAUUCCGAUUACAUGAAAUUGCAGCGUCAUCGGAGCCUUACAAGCCUGGGGGCGACACUUCCGGGAUAAUUUUCAUCUGGCUGAAAAGGGAAAGUGAAAAAUUCCCUGAAAGCAGACUUUUUAGCGUUGUGCUGGAGGACUUAGAAAAUUAUGAAAAUUUUUAUUGUUACUUUGCGAACGUCUCUUCUAAAGACUUUGUAGAAUGCCUAAGAAUUAAGCAAAAUGGCUCAGGAAAGUAUGUGGUCGAAGAAGAUGGUCGUUCUUGCCCUACAUACGAGUCACUUAGAGGGAACAAUCCCGGACAUAGACCUCUUGGUGGUGCCAUCCUUAUAGACGUCCAAGGCGAACUUAGAUGUGUGGGAAUGCUUGAUUUCACAGACGAUGAAACAGAGACCGUAUCGCCUGUUUUCUUCUCAUCUAUUUUUCCACGUAAAGAUAGUCCUAGUACAUUUCUAUCAAAUGACAGCAAGGAUGUAAGGCCCCAGGACUUACCUCCUCAAGGGUGGCGUUUGAAAAAAACAAAGCCUUACUUGGCAGAAUUGUCUUUAAAGACAAAAGAGAGGAAGGAGGAGGAGACAAAGAACAGCCCCAAGGGCAACUAUCAGAUGGAGGAGAAGAACCACCUCUUGGGAAAUCGGCACUGGACAAAAGAGAGGGAGGUGAAGGAGAACAACAGUCACAGGGGAAACGAGCAGAAAAAGAAAAAGAACAGGAAAAUUGUACUGAUCAAGGGUCAUCUUCUGGAGAUAAUGAUAAAAACUCAUCAUUGUCGUCACUAUCUGGGAGUCAUCAAGGUCCAGCAUGUAGCAACUGUUGCAGCUUAAGUAAACGUGUAGCUGGGGAUCAUACCAAGAGAAGAAAGCAGCUCAAAUCUGAUUCAGCAUCCAAGGAUAUAAAUGGUCAUGGAAAAACUCCACACAAAUCAAGUGAAUCUUUGAAAAGUGAAAGAUUGCCACUCAAGGAAG
This is a messenger RNA of Stylophora pistillata, 1292 nucleotides long. RefSeq lists its product as uncharacterized. The record is from RefSeq and is a predicted model, not a curated record. NCBI's taxonomy places the organism in Eukaryota, Metazoa, Cnidaria, Anthozoa, Scleractinia, Pocilloporidae.